GGCUCUUUUAAACAGUCACUAUCAGUUAGCAGUGCCUGUAGCCUCGGUUAGCAAGCAACCAUGGGAGAGGGCGAAGAAUCCGCUGCUCCGACUGCUUCUGCUUCCAGAUUGAAGAGGGAAGACUAUAAGCGGACUAAGCACGACUCCCACUUCUCCAAAUGGCAGGUUCUUAUUGGACCUACUGAUUGGGAAGACUACUUCCAGGGGAAGGAAGGAGUGGCUAGGUACAGGGUUCACAACCUCCCAACUAGCUCAGGUCCCGGUUUAUAUGAGCUUGGCGUAGCGGUCUCUCGCUCUGGGCUGGGGCGUCUCGUUGGCAAACUUGAUCCGGAUGACAUUGUGGUCGUUUACCUUGGCCAAGCGGACAAUGUUCGGAGUCGCCUCCAGCGUUAUGGCCGUUCUGGUGCUCAUUUGGGCAAUGCCUAUGCAACUGGUCACUGGGAUAGUAAAAACGACUCUCCUCAAAAGGGGCUUGGUUUAUUCGAGGAGAUAUUCUCUGGAGGCCACUCCAUUGUGUUUAGAUGGGCUUCUAUGAAGGAUAAGAGGAAUGCUGAGAAAACAGAAGCUCAGCUCCUUGACACUUUUGAUUAUGCAUGGAAUAAAGGUAGUAAUGGUGCACGCCGUCCUAAUGAUAUCCUUCAGAAAAUUAGUAAAAUUGCUUUAAGCACUAACAGAUUUUCAAGUAUCUCAAAAAGGCUUUUAUUUCUACGACCGGGCCGAGUGGGUAUUAAAAUUGAAGCAAACAAGCCACUUUCACCACAAAAAUGUACUAUUCCUGCUGAUGAGGAUGGAAAAAGUUUCCUCAAUGGAAUUUUCAAGUUUAACAGAUCACAGCCUAGAUUAGUUUCAGACAAAUGUGGCAUUGAUCAGGACUUCAUUCACAUAUGUGGAUUCAUCAUGAAUGACGGUGUCCCUUGUAGAAGGCCGCCUGUUCCAGGGAGAAAGAGAUGUGAAGGACACAAAGGAAUGAGAAUUUAUGGAUCUAGUUCUAAACCAAUUUCAGAAGGGAGUUCAAAUUAUUUGCCUGGUGUGCAUCUGGAUCCUAGCACUCACUAUGAACAGGACUAUGCUACCACAUGUGGGGUAAAUUUAGGUGAUGGGAAUUUCUGCAGGAGGCAAGCAGUGCCAGGAAGGAAAAGAUGCGAGGAACACAAAGGGAAGAGGGUUAACAGCUGUGUCUCUAACCCAGUAGCAGAAGAGGAAUGCCAUCCUGCUUACAAUGGUUCUAUGGACUGGACAAACAACAUUGUCUCGCCUGGAAGCAACAUGGAUCAGGAACCUCGGUUUCAUUCCCCAUAUGAAUUUUCUAUUGAUGAACAUGUUUCUUCUAUUUGUGGAGCAACUUUGGGGAAUGGUUCAUUCUGCAGAAGGCAACCCACUCAAGGAAAUAAGCGGUGUUGGCAGCACAAAGGCAAGAGGGGUGAUAGUUCCAUUUCAAGGUUUGAUACAGUCACAUGUGGAGUUGCCUUACAGAACGGUUCUGUCUGCAUGAGAGCUCCUGUUCAUGGAAGAAAGAGAUGUGAGCAGCACAAGGGAAUGAGAGUCUCCACAUCCUUUAGUCGAUGAGUAACAUCAUAGAUUAGAAUAGUGUUGUAUUAUGAAGGCCUCCUAAGUUGUUGAAUAAUGUUGUAGCUUGCUUUCCCUAACAUUUAUUAGGGAAUGGUGGUCGUACAUCUCUAAAGUUGUAGUUGCUUGGCACUGUGCCUUAGUGAUUGUAACUGUGGUUCUGCGAGACGCGUUUUGUCGAGUAUCAUUCCUCUUAAACCAUUUGCCUUGACUGAAAA
Hevea brasiliensis (rubber tree) is the source of this 1784-nucleotide messenger RNA. RefSeq names its product protein EFFECTOR OF TRANSCRIPTION 2. Gene Ontology annotation, biological process: regulation of DNA-templated transcription. Lineage: Eukaryota; Viridiplantae; Streptophyta; Magnoliopsida; Malpighiales; Euphorbiaceae. Gene Ontology annotation, molecular function: DNA binding. The record is from RefSeq and is a predicted model, not a curated record. Bases 61 to 1566 code for a protein of 501 amino acids. The transcript has 3 exons.